UAGAACUGUGAACUGCCAAUUAGGUAAGAAGAAGCAUUAAGUUCUUCAAUUUUUCACACGGACGGGUUUUAUUCGCGAAGUCGAUAUUAAAAUUAAAACAAAGAGAUUAAAAUGCAGCCAAAUCGAUUCAAAAACACUGAAAAGUUAUGAAUUCCAAAAUUUGCAGCUGUAAAUUAAGAAUGUGCAAAAACCAUUUCAUGUGGUAGUGGACAGAUUUUCAUAGGGACACAUACGGACCUACAAACGCCUACAGGCGCACACGGGGCUCCCUAAAUUCGCCGAAAAAGUCGAAAACGAAAACGCAAAAAAAUCAUAAUAAAGAAAACGAAAACAUGUGAAUAUGUGUUUGGGUUUGUGCGCAGGAUAAGCAAGUCAAAGCGGAAAGCAAAUUUUUAAGGUGUGUGUAAAAAGGACAAACAAAGCGAGACGAGAAAAAAUAAAAGCCAGUGGAGAAGCGAGAAUACGAGAACGACGGGCCAGCUGGUAAAGAACGAAACGUGUAUGGAAUAAGCUAAGAAGGUGGUUUUGGCAUUGAAGGUGGCUCAAAGUGGACGGUGGAAUAGCACCCAAAUCUUCAAAAAGCGACAGACCAAAAGUAGAAAAGCAGCCUCAAAAAUAAGAACGUGAAGCGACGGCAAUCAGAAAGGGAGUCGGAACACAAACUUAAUUACGUUUUGUAGAUGAACUGGAGAAAAGCUGUACAAAGAUAAGCGGGUGUGCAUCGCAAUGUAAUGAUCCGCUAAUACUUGAUAUGGGUAAUAGUACACCAACUUCCAGGUCUACAUAUUUAUUUGGUGUUUGUUCGACGCACACAACCCAACUUGUGUUACCAAUGAGACAUGCAAAACGUAUUACAGGAAAGCAGCGACAAGAACAUCAACGCUUUCUGAAACGAAUAUACGGUCCACUUUAAAUCCCAACAAUCGAUUGAGUUUGGACUAGAAAAGAUCGUAAAAAGACUGAUCGGCGGUUUCAGUGAAUCAUAUGAAAUUACUUAGAAAGUAGCGAACUAAAAGAAGACUACAGUCCCAAUCAAAAAAAAAAAAAAAACAACAGGAAUCAUUAAAUUUAUAAAGCUAACAUCAUUUCUCUGUUUGAAAGAACCUCGCGUUUUUAAACCUCUCCGCCACGAAUUCCUACACAAAUUUCAACGAAGUAUGGAACCUCGUACGCAUUCAAAAUGGCUACUAUUGGAAUUUUUCGCGCUUUGUGGACUAUCACUGUGGACCCAGCCAGCGGCAGCACAUGUACUGGCUUACAGGAGAAUAGACAGUGCGUUUUUCUCUUUUUCGCAGCUAAUUGAAGAGUUCAAUGAUCUUCCUGCACAAUUUGGUCCCAGUUUGCCUGCGAAUGGUAUAAAAGUCUUUGCUGUACCAGCUAAAAACAUAUUUGCCUGUAGUCUUAUCGAUCCACCACCACGCAACGGUGAUUAUCCAAAAACUGCGAAGUUUGUAGCCAUUAUCGAGAGAGGUGGCGGCACAAACUGUACAUUUGAGAAGAAAGUUCGCAAUGCACAGGCAUCCGGAUUCGAUGCAGUCAUCGUAUUUAAUAAUGAUGGUGAUGAUUUGGAACAAAUGUCAGCGAAAAAUGCAAGUGGCAUCUAUAUACCAGCUGUGUUCGUUGGGAACAAUACCGGCAGUCGUUUGAUAAGCUUCUUCACACCUGAAAUCAUAUUGGUGAUAAACGAUGAGCUGCCAUUCAACAUAAAUACGCAAUUGAUUUUACCAUUUUCGAUUUUGAUUGGGCUUUGCUUCCUCAUUAUGAUAUUCUACAUGAUUUACAAAUGUAUACGUGAGGAGCGUCGUUUACGUCGUCAUCGCUUGCCGAAGAAUAUGCUUAAGAAACUGCCGAUCUUAAAGUAUACGAAAAAUUGUGAUCUCUCGCAAGACACCUGCGUCAUUUGUUUGGAUGAGUUCGCGGAGGGCGAUAAACUACGCGUGCUGCCAUGCAAGCAUCCCUACCAUAGUCACUGUAUCGAUCCAUGGCUUACGGAAAAUCGCCGAGUUUGUCCAAUUUGUAAACGGAAGGUUUUUACGAAACGCGAGUCGCGUGCAAGCAGGACGAAUCGACAAUCUUCAUUGGAUAGUGUAACGGAUACAGAUGAUGACACAACUCCACUCCUCCCACCUGCUCAGCCAGUAAGGGUCGGUAGUGGUCAAAGUAGCGCCAGUGCGACAAGUAGCACUAAUAAUGCAACUGGUGCUGGUACGGCAGCUACGCGUGGUGCUGUUUCGCCUGCUGCUGCUAGUGGUCGGCGCAAUGGGCGUAAUGCCACAACAACUCGUCAUGGCACCUUUAGGCGUGCACCGGCAAGUGAUAGCAAUUAUGUUACCGAUGUGACUUCCGACGAAGAUAACGUAUUAUUAGCUCAAAACUCCCCAGCACGUAGCGGACGGCGGGUUAAUCCAUUCGAUAGAAGACCCAAUUUGCCGCCACACCUCGUCGAACAGCUGACUGGCAAUAGACGCUCUUUCUGGCGAUUACCAUUUUUCAGCUUAUUCCGCCGCCCACAGUCAAUAAGUGUUGCAGCGCCACCCUUCCUCGAGGAAGGUGUUUCACAGCCACCGAUCAAUGUUGCCGCCGUUGCGAUAGAUGCCGCAAUAGCGGCAGCAACAGUACGUCCACAACGUGCCACUGCAGCCAGUAGUUUACCCCAAGCGAUCGCGGCACCAUCACCAGCCGCUCAUUCUUCGAAUAAUAUCCUCAAUCCGAAUUUAGCUGGUUCUUUUAAAGAAGGUGAAGAUGACGAUGAUGAUGAUGAGUUGCCGCAGCAAUCAAUUUAUGAGCCCGUCACAGUUGUGUCCCAACAUGAAAGCAAUACAAAUAAUAAUAGCAACAGUAACAAUACGAACAAUGAUAGUGAAAUGGGCGCGUCACGGCAAUCACAAUCCAGCCAAGCUGCUGCAACACCACCACAACGAGCGCGUCGCAUAUGAGUGUGAGCUGAACUGUGGCCAAAAACUACAAAUGCUAGUACCAAAUCAGGCUUAGCCUUGAAAGUGUGGUGGAGCGUAAAUAGCAAAAGUUUAGCUUUUAAAUGAGGAGAUUUGUUGAAGAAAUUGGGCAUGUGGGUGUGCGUGCGUGUGUGUAACACCGACCGAUGUUGCAGUAGAUGAGCACAGCGACAGGUGCUAGAAGUUGUAUGGAGCUCCGCAGUGAACAAUCACAUCUACAUAAGCAUGCGCGAACCCACACAAGUCAACGUGCAUUAGCAGAAAUUGUGCGACUCUGCAUGUUAAACAACUGUAAAUUACUAUAGUCUUAUUAACUUUUAAUUGUUUGAUUAGAAUUUUACAAAAUGUGUAUACAUGAAAUGUGAUUUAAUAUUGGCUUCGAUAAUUUUACAUGCAAACAUGCAUA
Molecule: messenger RNA, 3360 nt
Organism: Rhagoletis zephyria (snowberry fruit fly)
Lineage: Eukaryota; Metazoa; Arthropoda; Insecta; Diptera; Tephritidae
Gene: gzl
Product: godzilla E3 ubiquitin protein ligase
Source: RefSeq, a predicted model, not a curated record